AUGCAAAGUACGCUACUCCUUCCUUCCCAUAUCGUUCGGUCCUGUCGCUUAAUCGCUGGUCGUCGAUACGCGCCCACCUGGUCGGUCUCAUCUCGUCAUUUCCACCAGUCUCUUUUUCGUUACUCUCAGUCAUCUCCCGAGUCCAAUGGCGCAUCGGACCCAAAUUCCGAUACCCCAAAUGGUGUAAAGCCUUUCGACGUGAACGCACAGCCUACGGAACAUGCUCAAGACUCUACCAGCGCGAAUCAGUCAUCUGCCAGUCGAAAAAGUUAUAUUUCAGGUCUUCGUCGGACAUGGAAAGAUAAAAAGCCCCCACCCGAAGUUAUAUCGACCGCCGCUACAAUUCCUCAAUGGUUUAUAAACAGGAACAUUGUCACAUACCACCAGGCUGUCAAACUGCCUCAACAGCUGAUUGUUCAAUCUUACGACCAAGAACAACUUUCUUCGAAGCAGACAACACCCACGCCGACGUCGCCACCAUCCGAAGAUGUCACACCCCCUUCACAAGAAAGUAACUCGGAUAAGCUAGAAAAUAGAGAAAGCGAGAAUGAGGGGUCCAGUAGUGAUGCGCCUGAGCCAACCAUCAUCAAUGGUCGUUAUACAAUAGAUGGCAAUGUCUGGUCCAGACUGAGACUUUCAGUCAGAGCAGGUUUUACAACCCCUUCGGCGCAAUAUCUCAAUGAUCCAGCAACGGAAAAGUCGCACAUCCUUCUUCAAUACCCCCAUAGGAAAAACGAAACGAAUAUUGAUGUUAUUGGUGGAAGCCUGUUUUUGCAUGCCGUGGUUCAAAGCUUAGCGAAGCAGGAAGAGGCAGAUCUGGUAACACUGAACGCGCAGGAUAUUGCUCGGCUGUGCAGUGAGCAAACCCGCGCGGAAGCUAAAGCCUCCUCGUCGAUACGCAACCUAGGGUACGAGAUCUAUAAUACCUGGAAUAAAGAGCGCCGACUGGACACGGAAUCGCCAUUCGAUAAGGAGGACGCCGGCGACGAUGGUGACUCUUCAAUCUCGCUUUCCGGAGCCCGUCCGCAUAUACUGCCUAUUGAGGUCACGCUGCCAGAUACCCAACUUCCCAAUUGGCUAUUGUCAUCUUUCGGGGGCGGUGCGGACAGUACUCGCACAUCCCGUACAGAGACCAGUGCAUGGAUUCGUGUUAUUAAUCAGUUAACGUCUAUGCCUUUACAAACUCAGCCUAUCCCCAUCGACAGUACCACUACAUCAGAUAGUGAGAAGAAGUCAGACUCGUCGCCAAAAAUGAUAAUUCAUAUACAAGAUUACGUGGAGUUGAUGCAGACUCGAGAAGGUUCGAAGUUUCUAAAAUUGUUGCUGGAUGCAAUUCACAGCCGUCGGCGCCUAGGCCACAAAAUCUUACUCAUCGGGACGUCUGCGGCACAUCGAGACAUAUCCUUUAAUAGGGAGAUGCCACCAAUCGUUGAGCGGGCAAGGCUUUACCUUGAUAGCUCAGCUAGGCCCUUCGCUUCUCCUAUCGCCGUCUUCCCCUCGAUGGAUCCGAAGGAACUGAAUGUCAAACUCGCAGAAGAUCGGCGGUCUCGAAUCAGAGAUAUCAACAUACGUCAUCUACAAGAUAUGCUCCGCCUGCGAGUAAACACAGACACAACCCCCAUAGAUGACAGCAUCUUCGAUACAACCUCAUGGCCCGAUGACAUAGACGCCACCCCACAUUUUGGUUUGGAUAAAGAUUAUCUGGGGUAUACUCGUGUACACAAUCUAAGUUCAAUGAUCAUGGGUGCUGUGCAGCCAAACGAGAAGUUAACCUUUGAACACAUUCGGUUGGCGUUCUCAGCCGAGACCAAGCAUAGAAGAUCCUAUGAAAAUUGGUACUCACCUUCCAAAUCUUCAGGACCAACAGCUUGGGGGACCAGUGAAAAACCAAUGAUCUCGGAGUUCGACGAAGGGCUUAGAGCUUCGAAACUGGACAUCAUUUCACAUUUAGAGUGUAACAAGUACGAGAAAAAGCUUUUGAGUGGUGUUGUCGAUGCGGAAAGUAUCCGAACGACAUUUGCUGACGUUCAUGUGCCCUCUGAGACGGUUGAGGCUUUGAAGACAUUGACUUCUCUCUCUUUGAAGAGACCAGAUGCGUUCACCUAUGGUGUGCUUGCAUCUGAUAAAAUUCCUGGAAUGCUGCUUUAUGGCCCGCCUGGAACUGGAAAAACAUUGCUCGCCAAAGCUGUGGCUCGAGAGAGCGGUGCAACCGUCUUGGAGGUCAGCGGAUCCGACAUUUAUGACAUGUAUGUUGGUGAGGGUGAGAAGAACGUCAGAGCGAUCUUCACCCUUGCGAAAAAGCUCAGUCCGUGCGUGGUCUUCAUUGACGAGGCAGACGCCAUCUUUGGAUCUCGAAAUCAAAGCCGAAGUCGUUUCUCGUCUCAUCGAGAACUUAUCAAUCAGUUCCUACGAGAAUGGGACGGUAUGAACGAUAUGUCUGCUUUUAUCAUGGUGGCAACGAACAGACCCUUUGAUCUCGAUGACGCUGUCCUUCGACGACUUCCGCGAAGACUCUUGGUGGAUCUACCUGUCGAACAAGAUCGAGAAGCCAUUCUCAAAAUACAUCUGAAGAAUGAGCAGUUAGAGCCGUCGGUUGAUCUUGCAGAUUUGGCUCGACGAACCCCAUUCUAUUCGGGAUCUGACCUUAAGAAUGUCUGUGUAGCUGCUGCUUUGACGUGUGUCCGUGAAGAAUUUGAGCAAAAAAGUCUGCAUACAGGCGACACGCCGUACCAAUACCCAGAAAGACGUACCCUUACCCAAGCACACUUUGAGCGCGCUCUGGAGGAGAUCAGCGCAUCGAUCAGCGAGGACAUGUCUUCGCUUGAUGAGAUUCGCAAGUUUGACGAAAAAUUUGGCGAUCGCAAGGCCAGGCGCAAGAAGAAGGCAUCUUGGGGAUUCAUGCCUCUAAACGAUACCCAAGCACCGUUGGAUACAACUCGCGUGCGUACUUGA
Molecule: messenger RNA, 2952 nt
Organism: Talaromyces amestolkiae
Lineage: Eukaryota; Fungi; Ascomycota; Eurotiomycetes; Eurotiales; Trichocomaceae
Exons: 1
Coding region: 1-2952 (983 amino acids)
Cellular component (GO): mitochondrial outer membrane
Molecular function (GO): ATP hydrolysis activity; ATP binding
Source: RefSeq, a predicted model, not a curated record